AUGGAUGAGGCAUCGCUAGGCUUCGGCGCGUUUGGUGUUCCGGCGCCUCUUGCGCAGCCGCAAGGGAUCGCCUGUACCGGUAACCAAGGAGGCAACGAGCUUCCCGCAACUUCAAGCUUCGGAGCAAUGGAUCACUUCAACGCAACAGUGAAGGACGGAAAGUUGGUCAAGACGCGGCGAGGACUACAGGUAUCGAGGCAAAGGUUCAACGGGCUGUCUUUUGUUAACGCAUCCCCCCGCGACACGACCGCCGGGCCCGGCCCAUCAGGGGCAACGGGAGCUCUGAGCUCGUCACAACAAGAGAUCAAGUUCGUCGAAGAGGGCAGCGAAUCCCAAAGCGAAGGGAGUUACCGGAAGGAUGCCGCGCAUUCGGAGUCUUCGGGCGGGGCCCAGGGGUCAAGACGGAGGCGGAGGGCAACCCGGAGAGGAAAAUCGCCGGUGACGUCCGGGGCAGGAACACCAUCCCGACCCUCCCCGACACCCUUCGAGGAGCGUAGCUUUCAAAUCGGGCAACCUGCCGAAAGCCAGGACAUACUCCACAUCGACCCAACCCUCGACAGCUCAGCCACGGGAACAACGGGCGACGCCGCCUCUGAUCCGGAGUCUCCCUUGUCAGACGAAGACCGGGCACUGUUCAGCCGUUAUUUCGACUGUACGCCGCGCAACAUGUAUCCCGAUGAAAGCAUCCUGGCCUAUAAUCCCUCGAGAGAACCCGAUUUCUACUCCAUGGUCACGGGGGACAGGGCUGCUCAGCACUGCGUUCUCAUGUGCGGGAGCAUUGCGGUAGCCGUCGACACGCAAACGGAACCGAAAGAUCUCGCAUACCACAUAUCCAAGAUAUGUGCCAUUCUGAACCGGAAACUCAACCAACAGCACGCCGCCGACGCGGUAACUCUGCAUUGUAUCGCAAAGUUGGCUUGUGUGGGGUGUUAUGUCGGCCGUCUCGAUCAUUGGCAACUUCACAUGUCGGGGCUCCAAAAAGUCCUCGACUUGAAUGGGGGCAUGGCUGGGCUGCCGCCGUGGUUGCUGGCAGAGAUGUACAAAGCCGAUCUUCGAGGCGCCGUCGCCCUCGUAUCCAGCCCGUACCUCUCCUUCACUCGACAAUACAGCCCAAUCUCUGACGUCGUCCCUCCCGAACAAUCCGUCUCGCCCGCCGAUUCCCCAACACCGUCGUCUUCGAACCCCACGCAUUCACCGAAGAAUGGCAAGCCCUCACGCACGCGCUCCUCUCCCAGCCUGGGCCUCUCCGCGACGAUCCCUCCCCUUCUAACCUCUACUCAACCGAGCUCUCCAACCCGGGCAGCUACAUCUCCAACCACCGCCUCCUCGCCUCCGUCCCCAUCGCCCCAGCCCAAGACGGCAGCGACAACCCGCUCGAACCCGCCCUGCGCCUAG
This is a messenger RNA of Chaetomium fimeti, 1395 nucleotides long. RefSeq lists its product as uncharacterized. NCBI's taxonomy places the organism in Eukaryota, Fungi, Ascomycota, Sordariomycetes, Sordariales, Chaetomiaceae. Bases 1 to 1395 code for a protein of 464 amino acids. The transcript has 5 exons. The record is from RefSeq and is a predicted model, not a curated record.